AUGGCUGAACCGACGGAGCAUGACCGGGUGCUACCCACAUCUGAGAAUCUGAAUGGAUCUAUUCAGAUUCCUUCAGAGAAGGAAAUCAAGGAGCGAGAACCAGAUAAGGAUGUCAAGGAGUCCAAGGAAACCAAGGAGAAGGAUGCCAAGGAGUCUGAGGCUACAUCUAAGCCAGUCUGCAAGAAGCAUGAGAAAAAGAAGAAGAAACCAGUGAAAAAGGAGGAAUCAGACACCUCUGCGUCUGACUCUUCGUCCAACUCUGACAGUGACGCUGACUCCGAUUCGGAUUCGGAGAGUGAGUCAAGCACCGACAAGCGCAGACGUCAUCGCCUGCGCACCAAAGCCCGGGCUCAGCGUGCACUGAAGGAUAAGAAGCGUCGCAAGAAGAAACACCGGUCGCGCAAGGUCGAGACCUCCGACUCUGCCUCCGAUUCGGAAUCUGAGUCUGAUACCGCCACUUCGGCGGAAUCGGACGAAUCGCUGGACGAAAAAGCACUUCGGAAAUUGGUCACUAAGCUUAAGCUCAAGAAACGAGCAAAGAAGCUACGCGAUCAGACUUCCGAUGACUUGACUCCCAGUGACCCAGUGGGUGAAGGUCGCCAGAAGCGCUCGAAGAAGAAGAAGCCCGCUUCUAAGGUUGCAUACAAGCGUGUUGAUCAAUUAUGGGAUACCACGAUCCACAAAUACAAGCUCACGGAAACGGUCGAUGACCCCGAUGCUGACGAAUGGGACCAAUACAUCUUCAACGUCCGACGCAAGUUCAACUGGGAAAACAAGUAUCUGGAAACGGUCGUCGAUAUCAAAAGCAAACACCUCCGCGAUACCCUCUCCAAAAUCAUGGAUGGCGUGAAAGGUGUAAGUCUCGUCCAAGAACCUGCCGUCGUGGAUCCAAACAUGCUCUUCCUGUACCUCGAGGAGACUCGUCAGUACAUGAAAGAUCUGAAGAAGCAGUCCCGCAAUGCGAAGAAGCGCAAGGCUCGCAAAACCGCCGCUGCAAAGGCUUCUCACCUCAAGGUUCUUGUCAAAUACCUUGACACGGACUAUGCGGAUACCAAGAAGACCCUUUACCCUCUGCUUGAAGCUAAUACCAUUACUUUUGAUCUUCUUUGGGCGCUUUUCAAGCCCAAUACCAUCGCCUACACCCCAACUUACGGCAACGCCGAUGAGCCGCGCGCUUUCAAAAUUGAGUAUGCCGUCAAGGAAUCCUCAUUCAUGAAGGGACAAUGGUACAGCGUUGAAGGUCGCUAUCUAGAGUAUGAUGGCAAGGAUUUCGGUUUCGGCAGUAUGUCUGCCGAAGUUGACUCUUUCAAGGGGGCUCGCAAGAUCACCUCCCUGGCCUGUUACCCGCUUAAGUAUCAUCGUGAUGCAGAUGCUUUGCGUACCAGGCUCAUCGAGCGUGGUAAGCGAUUUGUUGCCCUGCGCGGUAUGAACUACCGCUUCCACAAGGGCAUGGCUUUCUACAAGAAAAAGCGCACCUUCGUUAUCAAGGUCAAUAUCAAUGGUCGUGUCAUGAUUGAUCCUGCCAUCCAUCGAAGAAUCAAUCCCAAUUAUCUCAUUUCGACGGUUCGUCCAAAGGACCCCGAUCUUUUGGAUUCAGAUGACUUGGGUCUGAGCGGGAACGACGAUGACAGCGAGAGUUGCUGCUGUGGUGGCUCUGACUCUGAAGAGGAGCAUGGUGGAUCUUCCGAUACCCCGCGAACCGUUUACAAAGUCAUUGAAGAUACAGAUGGCAUGCCUCGCGUUGUCGAAGUAGAGGUUGAUCAGAACGGCAACGAAAUCCAAAAGGAGAAGAUUGACCGUAUUGAAGACGGUGCUAAGGAGCGAGAGUUCACAGAGGAGGAGCUCCUCGUUGCCAGUCCCGUUGUCCUCGGCUUCGCGUUCAGCGAGAAGCUCUGGUUGGAAUUCACUAUCUCUGGUAUUAGUGAUAUCGAAUGGGACCAGGAUGCCUUUGGCUCCCUUGUUCUCCCUACGAACCAGAAGUCCAUCGUCAAGGCUCUCGUGGAAUCGCAUACAUUCCAUGCCGCUGAGAACAUCGAUGAUGUUAUCCAAGGCAAGGGCAAGGGCCUGGUCGCUGUUCUGCAUGGUCCACCUGGAACUGGAAAGACACUUACUGCAGAAGGCAUUGCAGAGCUUCUUCGUCGCCCUCUGUACAUGGUCAGCGCAGGCGAACUAGGUACUGACUCGAGAACUCUCGAGGCAGAGCUGAACAAGAUUUUGGAUAUUGCUCACUCCUGGGGUGCUGUGCUGCUUCUCGAUGAAGCUGAUGUCUUCCUUGAGAAACGCACUAUCCAUGACAUCCAUCGCAAUGCCCUGGUCAGCAUUUUCCUCAGGCUUCUCGAGUACUUCCAGGGUAUUCUUUUCCUCACGACGAAUCGUGUGGAGACUUUUGACGAUGCCUUCCAAUCGCGUAUCCACGUUGCCUUGCGAUACGGUGAUCUGACCACCAAGGCAAAGAGGAGCAUUUGGAAGAUGUUCUUGGAGCGUGUUCGUGCUCUUGAGGGUGUGCGUACCGCUACCUUCACUGAUGCCGACUAUGAUAUGCUUUCUAGGCAUACUUUAAACGGUCGACAGAUCAAAAACUCGGUCCGUACCGCUCAAGCUCUGGCUGUUAACGAGAAGUCACCCUUGGCGAUGGAGCACAUCAAGCGCGUACUUGAGGUGGCCGAAACCUUCGACCAAGACCUUCGUGGUGGAACAGGGUACCUUGAUGCCAUGCGGAGCUACACUUGA
Messenger RNA from Penicillium salamii, 2730 nucleotides. The record is from the annotation of a GenBank genome assembly. NCBI's taxonomy places the organism in Eukaryota, Fungi, Ascomycota, Eurotiomycetes, Eurotiales, Aspergillaceae.